GAUAACCUGCGGGCGAUAAUUACUAGGGAAUAAACACGGGCAUAAAGCACCUAGCAACAAUGCGGACUUCAUUACGGCUUCUGGCAUCAAUCUCUCACAACCAGUCGUCCAAGCUUAAGAAGCCGACUAUUGGUCUUGACCAUUUCAUUCAAAGACAGCGGGUUCUUGCUUUAUGGCGCGAGAUAGUAAGAGCCUUGAAUUCAAUCCCUAAUUCACCAACUCGCGAUGAGCUGCGAAAUUAUGCCCGCAAUGAGUUCGAACGCCAUCGAGAAGUGACAGAUCUGCAACAUAUUCGAUACUUGCUUUCAACUGGCAAAGCGGAGUUCGAAACAAUGAGGAGAUACAUUGACGAGCAGAUUGCCGGUUGAGCUGGCCAACCGAGAUUAAGCAGGUAGGGACGAGUAGCAAGCGGAGAGUGUGCAUUUUCCUUCAAAACAGUGAGAA
Messenger RNA from Aspergillus uvarum CBS 121591, 444 nucleotides. RefSeq names its product LYR motif-containing protein 2. The coding region runs from base 60 to 368 and encodes 102 amino acids. Gene Ontology annotation, cellular component: mitochondrion. Lineage: Eukaryota; Fungi; Ascomycota; Eurotiomycetes; Eurotiales; Aspergillaceae. The transcript is spliced from 6 exons. The record is from RefSeq and is a predicted model, not a curated record.